ACCCCUCAUCAACUCAUUACCUCACUCCAUAAUUUCCAGUCGGUCGUAUUUCCAUUUCCAUUUCCAUUUCUUCCAUGGCCAUUACAAUGCCAUCUUCUCUUCUUCCUUUCUUACCACUUCUGCAACUCACAAUCAUCCUCUCCAUUUCCACCAUGCCUCAAGUUCGCCCCCAAGAAGCUCCUGCUCCCGGACCUCCCUUCGCCUGCGACCUCUCCAAAAACCCUUCGCUCAACGGCCUCAAGUUCUGCGACCCGUCGGCGGACUCCGCCGCCCGAGUGGCGGAUCUCGUCGGCCGCCUCACCCUCGACGAGAAAAUCGGGUGGCUGACCAGCGGCGCCGCCCAAGUCCCCCGCCUCGGCAUCCCUAAAUACGAGUGGUGGUCGGAGGCCCUGCAUGGCGUCUCCUCAACCGGUCCCGGGACCAAAUUCCUCUCCCCGGUCCCCGCCGCCACCAGCUUCCCUCAGGUCAUCCUCACCGCUGCCACUUUCAAUGAGUCAUUGUUCCACGCCAUCGCACAGGUUGUCUCGACGGAGGCUCGUGCAAUGUACAACGUGGCGCUAUCGGGGCUGACAUUCUGGUCCCCGAACGUCAACAUUUUCCGGGAUCCUCGAUGGGGCCGGGGCCAGGAAACUCCCGGCGAAGAUCCUCUGCUUUCGAGCAAAUACGCCGUGGCUUACGUCCGCGGCCUUCAGCAGAGGGACGACGAUUCCGGCGAUCAUUACAAGCUCAAAGUCGCAGCGUGCUGCAAGCACUACACGGCUUACGAUCUCGACAACUGGAAAGGGAACCUUCGAUACACUUUCAACGCCAUCGUGUCGCAACAAGACUUGAUCGAUACGUACCAGCCGCCGUUCCGGAGCUGCGUCGAACAGGGGAAUGUCGCGAGCGUAAUGUGUUCUUACAAUCAGGUGAACGGAAAGCCGACUUGCGGCGAUCGGGAGCUCUUAGACGGCGUAAUCCGGGGGCAAUGGGGGCUCGACGGCUACAUCGUGUCCGAUUGCGAUUCCUUGGAAGAGAUGUUCAAUAGGCAGAAGUUCACCAAGACAGCAGAGGAGACUGCAGCCUUGGCUGUGAACUCAGGGUUGGAUCUCAACUGUGGCUCUUUCCUGGUGAAGAAUGCCCGGGCUGCCGUCAAUCGCGGGCUGCUCAACGAGUCGGCUGUCGACCGAGCUGUCUCGAACAACUUGGCGACGAUGAUGAGGUUGGGGUUCUUUGACGGCGACCCGCGACGGCAGAUUUACGGGAGCCUCGGCCCGAACGAUGUCUGCACAAAAGCGAAUCGAGGACUUGCACGGGAAGCUGCUCGACAGGGGAUCGUGUUAUUGAAGAACACGGAGGGGUCGUUGCCGUUGUCACCUGCGGCGAUCACGUCAUUGGCGGUCGUCGGGCCCAAUGCGAAUGCAACCGUCGCUAUGAUCGGAAACUACGCCGGGACGCCUUGCAAGUACGUAACGCCGUUGCAGGGUUUGACGGCUUCGGUGCCGACGGUGUACCAUCCCGGCUGCGCCGAUGUAUUUUGCGCCAUCGCCGAUGUGGAUGGCGCGAAGAAUGUAAUAGCCGGAGCUGAUGCGGUGAUUUUGGUCGUUGGAUCGAAUCAAUCGAUCGAGGGGGAAGGACUUGACCGCGUCGAUCUUACUCUCCCCGGACAACAACAAACGUUGGUGUCCGAGGUUGCAAGAGCAUCGAGAGGACCGGUGAUCCUCGUCAUCAUGUCGGGAGGCGGCAUGGACGUGCAAUUCGCGAAAGAUGACCCGAAGGUGACGAGCAUCCUUUGGGUCGGGUUCCCUGGCGAAGUCGGCGGUGCCGCCAUUGCCGAUGUCGUCUUCGGACAUCACAACCCUAGCGGGAAACUACCAAUGACUUGGUACCCGCAGUCGUACGUCAAUCAAGUUCAAAUGACGGACAUGAACAUGAGGCCUGAUCCGGCCCGAGGCUAUCCGGGCCGAACUUAUAGAUUCUACACCGGCCCGGUCGUCUUCCCGUUCGGGCACGGGCUAAGCUACACCGAAUUCGACCACCGAUUAGUUACGGCGCCGGUGCACGUGUCGCUCCCUUUAGAUGAGAACCACGAAUGCCGUCGAGGUCUCUCGACGUCAUGCAAAUCGAUCGACGCGGCGGAGGAAUCAUGCAACGGUCUAGACUUCGACGUCCAUCUAAGCGUAAAGAACGUGGGGUCGAGGACCGGCGGGCACACGGUGAUGCUAUUCUCGAGCCCUCCCGACGACGUCGACGGCGGCGCGCCGACGAGGCAGCUUGUUGGGUUUAGAAAAAUGGAGUUGGGACCAAAAGAUGAAGAGAUUGUUGAGUUUAAAGUAGACGUGUGCAGACAUUUGAGUGCUGUAGACGAAAAUGGGAAUAGGAAAGUUGUCUUAGGACAACAUUUGCUUCAUGUGGGAACUUUGACACAUUCCUUCAAUGUUCAUAUUUGAAGGGAUCAUUUUUUUUUUUUUUUUUUUUUUUUUUUGUCACAUUUCUUUGUCCUAAACAUGAAAAUUGUAAAAUAAAUUGAGCAUAAUUGGAGAAGAAAGAAGUGAUUUGGGCAAAUUUGGGGAUUAUUGUUACAUUGUGGUUUUCUUGGAUUGAUAUGAA
Andrographis paniculata is the source of this 2589-nucleotide messenger RNA. RefSeq names its product beta-D-xylosidase 3-like. Gene Ontology annotation, molecular function: alpha-L-arabinofuranosidase activity; xylan 1,4-beta-xylosidase activity. The transcript has 6 exons. The record is from RefSeq and is a predicted model, not a curated record. Gene Ontology annotation, cellular component: plant-type cell wall. Lineage: Eukaryota; Viridiplantae; Streptophyta; Magnoliopsida; Lamiales; Acanthaceae. The coding region runs from base 75 to 2429 and encodes 784 amino acids. Gene Ontology annotation, biological process: arabinan catabolic process; xylan catabolic process.